This is a messenger RNA of Saccostrea cuccullata (small rock oyster), 789 nucleotides long. RefSeq lists its product as uncharacterized. The transcript has a single exon. The coding region runs from base 1 to 789 and encodes 262 amino acids. The record is from RefSeq and is a predicted model, not a curated record. Lineage: Eukaryota; Metazoa; Mollusca; Bivalvia; Ostreida; Ostreidae.
AUGUGCGAACUCAACAACUUAGUCAUUACAGGAACAACAUUUCCUCAUAAAUCAAGACACAAGAUCUCCUGGAUCUCACCCAAUGGAAAGACGGAAAACCAAAUUGAUCAUGUGCUUAUUUCGAAACAACACAGAACAUCUAUCUUAGAUACAGGGGCGAUGAGAAGAGCCGAUGCAAGAAUUGAUCAUGAACUGAUAAAGAGUAAGAUCAGAAUAAAAUUGAAGAAACAAAAGCAAAAUGCAGACAUAGGCAGAAAGAAAUAUGAUGUUACAAAACUACAACAGCUUGAGAAAAGGAGAACAUUCAUAUUGGAGCUGAAAAAUAGAUUCCAAGUGCUAGAAGGAUUGGAAAGUGUUGAAGACAUCUGGGAAAAUAUGAUACAAGGUUACAACGAGACAGCAGACAGCAAACUUGGAGUAAAAGAAAAGGAAGAAAAACCAUGGAUAAGUAGUGACUCUUGGAAGGUGAUAGAAGAGAGGAAGCAGCUAAAACUCCAACUUACCAACAGCAGAUCAGAAAGGUUAAAAAGAAGCUUAAGAAAUAAAUAUUCAAUUAAAGACAGAGAGGUAAAACGCAGUAUGAGGAAUGACAGGAGAAAGGGGACAGAAGACAUGAUUACAGAAGCAGAAAGAGCAGCUAGUAAUGGGCAUAUGAAGACGGUAUAUGAGAUAACUAGAGUGCUAAGUAAUGUGAAGAAAGGCAUGACAACGGCAAUGAAGGAUAAAGAGGGCAAGAUCCUGAGCAGUCAAGAUGAAAGAAAGAAAAGGUGGAAAGAGCACUUUCAAUAA